Molecule: messenger RNA, 629 nt
Organism: Arachis duranensis
Lineage: Eukaryota; Viridiplantae; Streptophyta; Magnoliopsida; Fabales; Fabaceae
Product: transcriptional regulator TAC1-like
Exons: 2
Coding region: 164-505 (113 amino acids)
Source: RefSeq, a predicted model, not a curated record
UCUUUUAUUUGUCUCUUCCUCAAACCUUCUCCACUUUCUCCUUUCUAUAUUACUCUUAAUAAUUCCCCUUUCAUACCCUAUUUCUCCUCCUCCUCCUUCGUCUUCGUCAUCGUCAUCGUCAUAUCACAAAAAAAAAAAUAAAUCUCAAAAAAUUCUUUCUACCAUGGAAUUCUACAAUAACCUAGAAGAUUAUUCGAAGAGUUCGUCGAGCGAAGAAACCGACCGGUCGUUGUACGAGCAAGCCGGAGAUCAUCAAGAGAUGGGAACAGGAAGAUCCUAUGAGUGUGUGUUUUGCAAGAGGGGAUUCACCACAGCACAAGCUUUGGGUGGACACAUGAACAUUCAUAGAAAAGAUAGAGCCAAUAACAAAGCCAAAAUUCCAGCUUCUAGUUCAAGCAAGGUUGAUGAUGAGAACUACUAUGCAGAUCUAGGGCACUAUUCAUCACCAAUUCCAAGCUAUCUUGCAAGAAAUGGAAAUUAUCAUGAGGAAGCAAGAUUUGGAUAGCUUUGGAGCUAGGCUUCUUCAAGAUGAAAAUUAUUGAGGUGGGUUUUCUUGAGAUUUUGAUGAUGAAGAAGGUACUAAUUAUAAUUAUAUAUGUAUAUGUUUUCUAUUGAAAACACUUGCCCUA